Molecule: messenger RNA, 10516 nt
Organism: Sphaerodactylus townsendi
Lineage: Eukaryota; Metazoa; Chordata; Lepidosauria; Squamata; Sphaerodactylidae
Gene: AGL
Product: amylo-alpha-1, 6-glucosidase, 4-alpha-glucanotransferase
Exons: 34
Coding region: 238-4836 (1532 amino acids)
Biological process (GO): glycogen catabolic process; glycogen biosynthetic process
Molecular function (GO): 4-alpha-glucanotransferase activity; amylo-alpha-1,6-glucosidase activity
Source: RefSeq, a predicted model, not a curated record
UGCUGGCCCGGCAGGGACUGAGGCUUCUCCUCUCUCCCUCCCCAGAGGCUCUCGGUGUGCCUGCCUGUUGGAAAGAGCGUUUCUAUCAUUCCCUUGGCAAUAUUUCCUGUUAGACGCACACUCUCUCUCACCCCUUCUUUAAUGUUAUUGGGACUGAGGAUGCAAAAAUGAGCCACUCUUGUCUUUCGGAAGUUAAUUGCUGUCGCCUGCAAGAGCGGAAAGCUGCAGGUCGCCACAAUGGCCCACGCUAAGCAAACCCGUGUGCUGCUUCUCAACGACAUGGAAAAGUUGGAUAAGACCCUCUUCCGGCUGGAACAAGGUUUUGAACUCCAGUUUCGACUCGGCCCUACUUUGCAAGGCAAGCAUGUCACGGUGUAUACCAACUAUCCUGCUUCUGGAGAAGUGUUUGAUCGUCACAAGUUCAGAUCCCUAUCAUGGCACAACCCAACAGGAAAAGAAGAUGAUUCUGAUAAAUACUGUAAACUAGACCUCCAGACGUCUGGAUCAUACCAGUAUUAUUUCAGUCAUGAAGGUCAGAAAAGUGGUGGAGGCUACAUAGUUGUGGAUCCUAUUUUACGCGUUGGUGCUGACAAUCAUGAGAUGCCUUUGGAUUGUGUUACACUCCAGACAUUCCUAACAAAGUGUCUGGGCCCAUUUGAUGGAUGGGAAGAUCGACUUAGAGUUGCAAAAGAAUCUGGUUACAACAUGGUUCACUUGACACCAGUACAGAAACUUGGGCUAUCUAGAUCAUGUUAUUCAUUGGCUGAUCAGCUGGAAACAAAUCCUGAUUUUUCAACCCCUAACAAGAAGUGUUCUUGGAGUGAAAUUGGCAAACUAGUAGAAAAAAUGAAAAAUGAAUGGAAUAUGCUUUGUAUUACAGAUGUAGUCUACAAUCACACUGCUUCAAAUAGUGAGUGGAUCACUCAACAUCCAGAAUGUACAUACAAUCUUGUUAAUUCUCCUCACUUGAAACCAGCCUGGCUUUUGGACAGAGCUCUUUGGCAUUUAACUUGUAAAAUAGCUGGUGGCAAAUACAGUGAUAAAGGAGUGCCUCCAGUGUUUGAAAACGAGCAUCAUUUGAAUUGCAUACGAAAAAUUAUGUCUGAGGAUGUUUAUCCCAAGAUAAGAUUAUGGGAAUUCUUCCAAGUAGAUGUUGACAAAGCAGUGCAGCAAUUUAAAACUCUUUUAACUCAAGCAGGUGGCUCAAAAGUUAAAACUGAUCCCAGUCAACAUCUUGCAAUCAUUCAAGAUCCUGAAUUUAAGAGAUUCGGCUGUACUGUAGAUAUGAACAUUGCACUGAACACCUUCAUACCACAUAGCAAUGGACCUGCUGCAAUAGAAGAGUGUUGUAACUGGUUCCACAAGCGAAUUGAAGAACUAAAUGGUGAACAGUACCGGCAGACAAAUUACCACCAAGAGCAGGGGGUCAGUUGCAUCUUGGCAACAGUGAACUAUGAACGACUGGCUGGUCAUGGUCCUAAGCUUGGUGCUGUGACUAGAAAACAUCCUUUGGUUACAAGGUUCUUUACUUACCCAUUUAAAGAGUUAACUCUGGAAGAAGAAGAAAUUAUGAUGCAUCAGCCUGAUAAAGCGAGUUAUUUCAUGGCCCAUAAUGGUUGGGUGAUGGGAGAUGAUCCUCUGAGAAACUUUGCUGAACCAGGUUCAAAUGUCUACCUGAGAAGAGAGCUCAUUUGUUGGGGUGAUAGCGUUAAGCUACGCUAUGGGAACAAGCCAGAAGACUGUCCGUAUCUCUGGGCUCACAUGAAGAAGUAUACUGAACUGACUGCCAAAUAUUUCCAUGGAGUACGUCUUGACAACUGUCACUCUACACCUCUUCAUGUGGCUGAGUACAUGCUGGACACGGCUAGAAAAUUGCGGCCCAAUUUGUAUGUAGUGGCUGAACUGUUCACAGGAAGUGAGGAGCUGGAUAAUAUCUUUGUGAAUAAGCUGGGCAUUAGCUCUUUAAUAAGAGAGGCAAUGAGUGCAUACAACAGUCAUGAAGAGGGAAGAUUAGUUUACCGCUAUGGAGGAGAGCCAGUUGGGUCGUUUGUGCAACCUCGUUUGAGGCCUCUGAUGCCAGCCAUCGCUCAUGCGUUGUUCAUGGAUAUUACACAUGAUAAUGAAUGUCCAAUUCAGCAUCGAUCUGCUUAUGAUGCCCUUCCCAGUUCAACAGUUGUUUCCAUGGCUUGCUGUGCUACAGGGAGCACUAGAGGUUAUGAUGAACUUGUGCCACAUCAGAUUUCUGUGGUCUCUGAAGAACGAUUUUAUACCAAGUGGAAUCCAGCAGCAGCGCCCUUGACACCUGGGGAAGUUAAUUUCAAAACAGGGAUUAUAGCAGGAAGGUUGGCGAUCAACAGAUUGCACCAAGAGCUGGGAGCUAAAGGUUUUAUUCAGGUAUUUGUAGAUCAAGUCGAUGAAGAUAUUGUGGCUGUGACAAGGCAUUGCCCUAACACCCACCAGUCGGUCGUAGCUGUUUCCCGAACAGCUUUCAGAAAUCCCAAAACAUCAUUUUAUAGCCAAGACGUUCCCCAGAUGUGCAUUCCAGGCAGAAUUGAAGAGAUCAUUCUUGAGGCUAGGACUGUUGAAAGAAACGCUGGUCCAUAUAAGAAAGAUGAGCGCUCGAUCAAUGGAUUGCCUGAUUAUACAGUUGAGCUUCGAGAACACAUCCAGCUCAAAGAAAGCAAAAUCAUAAAGCAGGCUUCAGUUGCUACAAAAGGCCCCAAUGAGUUUGUUCAAGAAAUAGAAUUUGAAAAAUUAACACCAGGCAGUGUGAUUAUAUUUAGAGUUAGUCUUGAUCCAAAGGCACAAGAGGCUGUUGGAGUACUACGUAGUCACCUGGUCCAGUUCAGUCCUCACUUUAAAUCUGGAAGUCUUCCUGAUGAUAAUUCAGAACCUAUACUCAAAACGCUCUUCUCUGUCAUUGCAUCAAAAUUAACUCUGGCAGACCUGAAUCAGGUAUUAUAUCGGUGUGAUGCUGAAGAACAAGAGGAUGGUGGGGGAUGUUAUGACAUACCAAACUGGACACCCCUAAAGUAUGGAGGCCUCCAAGGUUUAAUGUCGGUGAUGGCUGACAUACGACCGAAUAAUGAUUUGGGACACCCUUUCUGCGGGAACUUGAGAUCCGGAGACUGGAUGAUUGACUACGUCAGUGACCGUCUCAUUUCCCGAGCUGGAACCUAUGCUGAAGUUGGCAAGUGGUUGAAAGCAAUGUUUAUCUACUUGAAGCAGAUUCCUCGUUAUCUCAUUCCGUGUUAUUUUGAUGCCAUCUUAGUUGGUGCAUAUACAACACUGCUUGAUGUGGCUUGGAAGCAGAUGUCAAGCUUUGUUCAGAAUGGAUCAACAUUUGUUAAACAUCUUUCCUUGGGUUCAGUCCAGAUGUGUGGAAUAGGAAAAUAUCCUUCUUUGCCACCUCUGUCUCCUGCCAUUCAAGAUGUUCCCUACAGGCUGAAUGCAAUUACAAAAGAAAGAGAGCAGUGCUGUGUUUCUUUAGCAGCUGGUUUGCCUCAUUUUUCAUCUGGCAUUUUCCGCUGUUGGGGAAGAGACACAUUUAUUGCCUUGAGAGGUCUGAUGUUGGUUACUGGACGGUACCUGGAAGCCAGGAACAUAAUUUUAGCAUUUGGUUGUACCCUGAGACAUGGCCUCAUUCCCAACUUGCUUGGUCAGGGCACUCAUGCAAGGUUCAACUGCCGUGAUGCUGUGUGGUGGUGGCUUCAGUGUAUUCAAGAUUACUGCAGAAUCGUUCCAAACGGUACCGAGAUUCUCAGAUGUCCUGUAUCCAGAAUGUUUCCUACUGAUGACUCCCCUCCUCAGCCAGAAGGCAGUCAUGAUCAGCCACUCUAUGAAGUGAUACAAGAAGCUAUGCAGAGACACAUGCAAGGCAUACAGUUCCGGGAGAGGAAUGCUGGCCCACAGAUAGAUAGAAACAUGAGAGAUGAAGGUUUUAAUGUGACUGCAGGAGUGGAUAUGGAGACAGGCUUCAUCUACGGAGGAAACCGUUUCAAUUGUGGCACAUGGAUGGAUAAGAUGGGUGAGAGUGAUAGAGCUCGCAAUAAAGGAAUUCCAGCAACUCCAAGAGAUGGAUCUGCAGUAGAAAUUGUUGGCCUGUGCAAAUCAACAGUUCGCUGGCUGAAUGAGCUGUCAAAGAACAACACAUUUCCUUAUUCUGGAGUUACUGUGAAAAGGCAUGGGACGGAGGAAACUAUUACAUAUGAUCAGUGGAACAGAAAAAUCCAAGCACACUUUGAAAAGCUGUUCUUUGUCUCUGAGAACCCAGCAGAUCCUAAUGAAAAAUAUCCCACUCUGGUUCAUAAACGAGGCAUUUAUAAAGACAGCUGUGGAGCAUCAAGUCCAUGGUGUGACUAUCAACUAAGGCCAAAUUUCACCAUAGCAAUGGUUGUGGCACCGGAAAUGUUUUCUCCUGAAAAAGCUUGGAAAGCGCUUGAAAUUGUAGAGCAAAAGCUACUUGGUCCACUUGGCAUGAAAACGCUGGACCCAGAUGAUAUGGUUUACUGUGGUGUGUAUGACAAUGCCUUGGACAAUGACAACUACAAUGUGGCUAAAGGAUUUAAUUAUCAUCAAGGACCUGAGUGGCUUUGGCCUAUUGGAUAUUUUCUUCGUGCCAAAUUGUACUUUGCCAAGUUAAUUGGUCCUGAGAUCUAUGCAAAGACUGUGUUUUUGGUUAAGAAUGUGCUUUCUCGACAUUAUGUUCAUCUUGAGAGAUCCUCUUGGAAGGGGCUUCCAGAAUUGACUAAUGAAAAUGGGCAGUAUUGCCCCUUCAGCUGUGAAUCUCAAGCCUGGUCAAUUGCUGUUAUCCUUGAGGUUCUUCAUGACUUGUAACAGUGCUGAUCUGUCUCAAUGAAUUAGCUGGCUUUGUUCUGAAUUUAAGUACCCCUUGCUUGUCCUGUUAAAAAUGUCUUGUAUUUCUACUGUCACACUGUGAACUUCCCUGGUAUUAGAAAUGGUUUAUAUCUUUUGUUCUGAUACACUUGUUUGUGGGUGCUCAUUUUUUGAGAACUGCACUAGAAUAUGUAUAUUUUAAACUACUGGUGAUAAAUAGAAGCUGAGAAUCAAAAGCACCUUCAAGAAUAAAUAUGUAGGUUAAAUGUUUACUAGAGAAGCUUUAAAAUGUAAGAACUUUCUGAUACAGCAUGAUUUUUUUUAGACCCUAAAUUUUUAUCAUUUAAAAUGAGGUUUGCAAUGCCUACUGGAUCCCAUGACUGAAUCUGCAUCCUGAAAACAAGCGGAAGUUAUACUGGGAGCCCCACUGGAUCUGUCUGAGUUAAGCAGUAAAAGAGAGCACGCAGGUGAGGAGCACAUAACUGACAUCCAAACCUGCUGUUUAUCUUCUUCACUCCCUUUCCCCAGGCACAUUUCCCCAGCUCAUUUGGAGGAUUGAAGACUGUCUAAUAGUGAUGGCAGGAAUUGAGCUGUGAUCAAUCAGUUCUGCUUUCCUUGCUAAUGUAUCCUGUUCAUUCGUUUUACAUUAGACGCUCCAAUGCCUCCACUUUUUGCACGAUCUCAGCAGAUUCAGAUUUAAAUGCAUAGAUCUACGUUGUAUCAUCUAGGUAAGGGAUCCCCAACAUGGUGCUCGUGGGCAUCAUGGCACUCACUAAUACCUUUCCUGGCACCCACCAAGUGUUUUUAGGAAGUAGGUGGAGCUUUUCCCCAGAAGGAUGUUGGAUGUACUGUGCAGAUUUUUAAAAGUUGCUUCAGCAACAGCUGCUGCCAUUAAAAAAAGGAUUUUCGGUGCAUUACUGUUUGUAUAUGCACAAACAUAUUUUUAAACUAUGUAUUUAUUUUGAAGGGCAUCCUGUUAAAACAGAGCAGCUGUUGAAGAGUCAUUAUUAGAGACAUGAAUGACGUUACUUAUUGUCAUUGUGUGGUUGUGUCUGCCUGCUAUGACACCAAAGUGAAAAUGAAGAAAACUUGUAACAACCAGGCUACAAUAAUGACUUCAAAAAUUAGUUCUCCCACUGGAGUAGCAAUUUACUUAUAAGUAACCAAAAUAAUUUUAUAAUUUCACAAACAGUAACAAAAUGUUUUGGGAAAAUUAUUUACAUUCUCCCAUUGGAGUUGUAAUUCUCCAGUGGGAGAAUUAAUUUUUGAAGUCAUUAUUGUAGCCUGGUUGGUACAAGUUUUCUUCAUUUUCACUUUGCCUGUUAUGACAGACAUCGUUUAUUUGCACCCACCACCCUAUGUCAGAAUUCCAAAGGUUCCCACAGGCUCAAAAAGGUUAGUCUAAGUUGGUCCUAAGCAUUUUGUAUAGAGUGUCUUUUUGGCUACAGUAGUGAAAACCAGAAGCAUUUCUCUUGCUGAGGCUUUUGUCCCUUUAGUCUUCGAAGCGAGGCAGAUUUACAAAGGCACUAUAGAUUGCACUUCUGUUCUAGCAGCAUUUUGUACAAACUUCCUUGUGCUACAGAACAAAGUAGCUGCUCAUCAAAUUCUUAAGCAGGACACAUCAAGAGCAAUCAUUUUGUGUGGGAAAUCUUGAGAUCUAGGUCAUAAAAACAUUUUGUAAACAGAACUUUGUAUUUAAGAACAGUGUCAGUGAUAUUCUGUCUUUCCUGAAAGUAAUACUAAAGCCAAAGUCGAUAGAUCAACUGAUCCAGUGGCUAUAAAACUAUAAAACUAAACUAAACCUACAACAAAGAGUGAAAUGUUUUGCUGACAUUAUCCGGAGUCAGUAAUGAGAACCAGUCUGUGCUGUGGCUUCUUAAAAGCUGUAUUCAUUAUUCAAGUAUCAGGAAAGGGGGAAACACUGUUUUGAAGUAUCCACAAACUUGUCACAAUACAAUUACCAUUUUAAAUCUCUUGUUCUGGUGGCUGCCUGUGUUUAACAGGAUGCUGCACUGAAUCAAAUAUCCUUUCACCCUUUUACUUCAAGUUCAUUGAUCAGGUAGGGUGAUAGAAGGCCCCUUGGAUAGUUGGGCCAUUCCAGAUGUAAGUUUCACUCUAUGAAGGCAGCUGCCAAAAAAAACAAUUCACAGCUACUUCCUCACAAGCAGCUGUUAUACACCAACCUUUUUUGACCUACCUGCAAAAAAGGAAAUUUCUUUGUUGCAUACAGUUUCCAGAGACUCCCUUAUCUUGGUUCAAGCCAUCUUGUGCUCAGUGCUGUGACUAUGGUUUAGUGAAAGUUAGGCAUGAGCAUCGAUAAAAAUUAUCAGUAAAUUUCAAGUUUGGGGGAUUUUAUUCUAGAAAUCUUUGUUAAAGCCAAGCAAAGCUAAUAUCCAUUUUCUUCAUUCAGCUGUUACUGAAAAUAUUUGCAGCACAGAGAUCGGUCUGUCUCUUACGCCAAAAAAUAUUUUCUAAAGUCCACGGGACUUGGAAAGCAUCGGCAGAGGGCAAUCUUUGUGCCACACUGUGCUCUGUGCUGAGCUUGGAGUUCAGUGCGGUAUGGAGAUCGGUCUGUCUCUUACCUCUGGGACUUGGAAAGCAUCAGCAGGAGGCAGAUCUUGGGGCUAGAACUUAGUAAUGUAUUCAGUUGUGCCAUUGUCCCAGUGCAAUUAAUCAGCAAAUGCCAGAUUAAGUAUCAACAUUUUCUGGAUUGCACAAGGCAAAUAGUAAAUUGCAUGCAUAAAAUACAGUUGUGCUAACAGAGCAGAUCAAGCUGCUUAUUCUGAAUUUGAGUAUGUGUAAUAUUAAUAUUUUAUAGCGUACUUUAAUAAUUUCAAUCAUGUUGUUUACCACAGAGCAAACUCAUAUAGCUGGAGGUUUAGCAGAGAACAUGCUAAGGAUAGCAGGAUGCUGAUAAAUAGAUCUAAUACUCUGCUAAAAUGAUCCUUUGUUAUUCAUUGCUGUUUGAAAGCUGAUAUUUACUUUGUUCAUACUGGUGUCUUGAAGUUUAGAAUAAUUUAAAGAGAUUUAAAAGAUAGAUUCUCACAUCAUCAUCUUAGCCAUAGUUCUAUGACUGAAUUUCAUCUGAUCAUUGAGGAACACUAUACCAUAACAACUUUCUAAAAAGCAGUUGUUUGGUUUGACAAUCCUCUUAGAGUUCAGCAAUGGGUAAUGAAUAGCUAACUGAAAAUUAUAUGCACCCAUUUUCCCUGUGGGCUUGGGUUUUUUUGUUAGAAGCAGCUAUAUGAUAUGAAAUAGAUAUUGUAUUGUUUAAGUUUUGAGAAAUAAUCUAUUUGGAAGAGGAUGUUGAGGGAAUGUGUGCCAGCCUGAGUGAGUCAGAUGGGAAAAUCUGGCAUUUUAACACCUCUUGGCAUUCAGAAUGCAUUUCAACAUAAUAGCUAGAACACAGUUAGAAAAUCUACUUACUUGAAAACUAGGGUCACUUUAUAUAAACAAGCUACAAUCGUCAUGCUCACCUUUGAGUCUUACCAUGGAAAAGGUAUAUGGAUACCGCACCUGAGCAAGCUGGGCAGCUCCAAUCACAUUAUCUUUCAAUAGGAAAUGAGGUGGGUAAGGAUUGACACGUUUGAGGGUUUGGCCAGAUGAUCCAGAUAUUUGGAGCCAAAUCUAGAUUGACAAGCAGCAGCUCCACAUGUUUAAGAACAGAAGUGUCUUAAUUGCAUAGAAAGAUGGAAGUGGGUGCUAAUGUGGCUACUUCCUGCCAAGCAUUUCUUUCCUCAUCUGGACUAACAGCAGGAGGGGACUGCAGGGAGAGUUGGGAACCUUUUUUACCAUUUAAAUGGCCGCCACACACACCCCUUCCUACUUAGGGAACUCAUGUGUCCAAACAUAUGCAUCUGCUGACAUAAGUUCUAGCUUGGCCCUUCAGUCUAGGUGGGCUUGUCCUGCUAGGGUAUUAAAAACCAGGCUGCACGUUUUUUUCCCCCUUGAAGUGCAGUUACAAAGUUGAAAAGGAGCCUUAAAAGUUCCAAUUGUAUUGAAUACAUCUGCACAUGGUUUAGCAUUAGGGGCAGCUCUACGGUCGUUUCCCCACUUACCUGCUGCUGCACGCUACUCUCCCCAAUGCUAGCAGCGGGGUCCCCCGGCACUCCCCACUACAGGGGCGGCGACAAUGCAGCCGCCCCAACGCUGCCGCUGUCGCGCCCCCUCAGCGCGCAUCAUUCCUGGCGCUCCUCGAAACGGGGCCUUUUGAUGGCUGAUGGGGAAACCUGGGAGGCGGCAUGCCAGAAAUGACGCCUUAGCGCUGGGAGAUAGUGCUUAGCAACCUUAACUGAGUCGUCGAGGUAAGUGGGGAAACGACCUACAAGAGGAAACAUCUGAGACUCUUGCCUCUGGCCACCACAUAUAGCUCUCUGGAAGCCAGAGCAGAUCAUUCUCUUUCCCUCCUUAAGUACUGCAGUGCCAUUGUGGGGAAUGGGGCAAGUGCCACUGGGACCUGCCAUUUGAGAUUGCCUCCACUUCUUGCCUCAUGGUAGAGCCAGCCAUGUUUAGCAUUUCAGAAACUUGAGUGGAAGGUAGCAGCUAGCAGCUUUUGGUCUUAUGAAAGUAUACCUUUUUAAGGUGUUACGAGUUGUGCACUAUUCUGUCAGAAAACAAAAUGGUAUAUAUUUCGCACCUUAGUAUUUUUAUAGCAAUGUAAAAAAUGCUUAUAUAUUUCAGUUCCACAUCUGUAUGCCUAUGAUGAUACAUACACACAUUUUAGAAAUUACGCAAAUAUGUGUGUGUGUAUUCCAUAAUAAGCCUUAUUCAAAAUCUAAGCAUGAUAUUAGUAAAAUUGCGUACUUAAAUUAUUACCUAAAAUUGCCCAUGGAUACUUUGAGAAGAAAAUUUUCACUUCAUUAUUUUGGCAGUGACCUUGAGAUUACUUCCACUUUGUUGAGAUGGAGAAUGCAAGAGGAAAGCUAUAAGCUAGAAGAAAUUUAGGAGAAAUGACACUUUUGAUCCUACUUUAUGUUUCACGCAAUGUGAACACUUUUGUCCGUGGGUGGGGAUGGUGAUUUCUGCCAACUUGGUCCCUUGGUCCCCAGGAACAAAAUUCCAGAGGGUUCAGUGAGCUAUAGUGGGAGGGAGAAGCAGCAAAGGCCUGAUCCACACCCAGCUGUUCCACACUUUCAGAGGAUACAAACCAACACAUUGAAUGUGGAAAAUAAGAAUCAAACAUGUGUCUGAUCACAACUUUAUGAUAGUCACCUCAAAGUAAGUACUGAUGAAGAGACAUUUUGAAAUGAUAAAAAGGUACAGCAUUCAAAUAAGUACUGUAGGGUCAGCAGCUGUGCUAGUAAAUGGACAAAGAGAACUCUUUGUUAGCAAGUUGCAUGGGCAAUUUUAUGUCUCUUCCACAUUCUGCCUUGUGCCUUGGCUCUUACCAAUCAAUGUUUCAUGCACUUUUGGCAAUGGAACCAAGCCAUCUCACUGUCAAACUGUACAUGUUGCUUGCUGCUUCACAGUUCUGAUGGAUUUGUAAUAUUCACUGCAUUAAGCAUGUUAGGGUGGGGGUGGGACUCAUGCCAAUACUGCAGGUUUAUGUAAUGGGAAGUGUCAUAGUUGCACAUACAAGUCCUGUGUGUUUGUCUGGUAUAAUUAAUCAUUCUGUUACUUGAAUGAUGUCUUUUGGCAGUUAUCUGUGAACAAUAUACAAUAAAAGUCUAAUGAAGAUGCA